Molecule: messenger RNA, 1639 nt
Organism: Aspergillus glaucus CBS 516.65
Lineage: Eukaryota; Fungi; Ascomycota; Eurotiomycetes; Eurotiales; Aspergillaceae
Product: class I SAM-dependent methyltransferase
Exons: 4
Coding region: 162-1271 (369 amino acids)
Molecular function (GO): methyltransferase activity
Source: RefSeq, a predicted model, not a curated record
GGUGGAGGAGAGUCAGGUGACCGGCGCUUUUCAAAGUCUCCCAACUCGCCUCGCUUUCGUUUAUUGAUUCAUUUCCAAUUGUUCUUUCAUUCUAUUGUUCUUCUUAUAUUCAAACCUCCUCGUGGUUCCCCCUCCCCCCCGGAGUGCAGAUCUUUGUCAUGAUGGCUGCUCCUCCCCCUAGGCACUCCAACUCCUCCACUCCGAUCCGGGACAGCAGUAAUGCUAAUGCUCCGACCACAAGAGAUUCUUUCUAUCCCACCAAUGGCGAAGAAGAUGACGAUGAAGGGCUGGAAGAUGUGGACUAUCGGGACGACGAUUUAGACUCCGCCUAUGGCGACGAUUCCUUUAUCGGGGACGAUACCAAGACCAUGUCCUGUUAUAUCACCGACUAUCGCUUCGAGUUCGGCCGACGUUACCAUUCCUACCGCGAUGGCGCGUACUGGGGCCCCAACGAUGAAACCGCCAACGAACAACAAGAUGUCGCGCAUCACAUGUAUUACCUGACCCUCGAUGGAAAACUCCAUCUCGCACCCUUGAAGAACCCCCAAGAGAUCCUCGAUGUCGGCACCGGGACCGGAAUCUGGGCCAUAGAUAUGGCCGAUGAAUAUCCCAGCGCCAAGGUCACCGGAGUCGACCUCUCCCCGAUUCAACCCUCCUUCGUCCCUCCGAAUUGCGUUUUCGAGAUCGAUGAUAUGACCCUGCCUUGGACCUACUCUCCCAACCAAUUCGACUUUAUCCAUGUUCGGGAGAUGUUUGGCUGCAUUCCCGACUGGGAUGAGUUUUUCCGCCAAUGCUAUAUGUCUCUGCGGCCUGGAGGCUACGUUGAAGUGGUGGAACAUUCGGUUGAGCCGACCUCAGACGAUGGCAGCGUGGGACCAGACCAUUUCUACCGACUCUGGGGCGAGACGGUCGUGCAGUCCGGGGUCCAGUUUGGGAAGACCUUUACCAUCUGGAGCGAGAGCGCAGAGCGUCUCAAGCGCGCAGGCUUUGUGGAUGUGGUGGAAGUCGAUUACAAGUGGCCUAUGAAUGGCUGGAGUUCGGAUCCCAAAAUGCACGAACUGGGUCGAUGGAAUCAGUUCCGACUACACAACGGCGUGGAAGGUUUCAUGCUGCGACUGCUGACCUCGACCCUCGGCUGGCCGUACGAUCGCGCGCAAAUACAUCUGGCCCAGAUGCGAGCAGCGUUACGAGACUACAAGACCCGUGCCUACCUCCCCGGAACGGUCGUCUACGCUCGCAAACCGGGAUCAUCUGUGCUGUGCAGAGACUAAAAGUCGCGGGCGGCUUUUUACAAUUCCUCUUCUUCCUCUUCUUCCUCUUCUUCCUCUUCUUCCUCUUCUUCCUCUUCUUCCUCUUCUUCCUCUUCUUCCUCUUCUUCUUCUUCUUCUUCUUCUUCUUCUUCUUCUCUUGCAUAUCCCUUUAUGAUCAUAUUUUAAUCAUUCGGUCGGCGAGAGUCUGUUUUGUUGUUGGAGGAUUGCGUCUUCCAUAUAUAUAUACCCCUGAUGCAUACCAUGUCCGUCAUGAACUGUGCCAUACUUGAGCUGCCAUUUGUACUUAUACUAUAUUUAUGUUUUGCAUAUUUUUAGAUCUGAACAUUGACUGUACAGAGUGCUUUUCAAUCUCUUUCAAGACACGCGAC